UCAGAGCAGCCUCAGUGUACUCAGGAGUGUUCACACAGAUCUUUAGAGAGGAGAGAGGCCUGUACCAGGACAAGGUGUUCUGCUUCAUCCAUCUGAGUGUUCAGGAGUUUCUGGCUGCUCUUCAUGUCCACCUGACCUUCAUCAACUCUGGACUCAACCUCAUGGAGGAAAAACAAUCAAAGAUCUCUCAACCUGAACUGAGCAGUCCAGUCCAGUUCUACCAGAGUGCUGUGAACAAGGCCUUACUGAGUCCAAACGGACACCUGGACUUGUUCCUCCGCUUCCUCCUGGGUCUUUCACUGCAGACCAAUCAGAGUCUCCUAGGAGGUCUGCUGACUCAGACAGGAAGUAGCUCACAGACCACUCAGGAAACAGUCCAGUUCAUCAAGAAGAAGAUCAGUGAGGAUCUGUCUGCAGAGAAAAGCAUCAACCUGUUCCACUGUCUGAAUGAACUGAAUGAUGGUUCUCUAGAGAAGGAGAUCCAACAGGUCCUGAGAUCAGGACGUCUCUCCACAGAUGAACUGUCUCCUGCUCAGUGGUCUGCUCUGGUCUUCAUCUUACUGUCAUCAGAAGAAGUUCUGGAAGAGUUUGACCUGCAGAAAUACUCUGGUUCAGAGGAGGCUCUUCUGAGGCUGCUGCCAGUGAUCAAAGCCUCCAACAAAGCUCUACUGAGAGGCUGUAACCUGUCAGAGAGAAGCUGUGCAGCUCUGUCCUCAGUUCUCAGCUCUCAGUCCUCCAGACUCAGAGUUCUGGACCUGAGUAACAACAACCUGCAGGAUUCAGGAGUGAAGCUGCUCUCAGCAGGACUGGAGAGUCCACACUGUAAACUGGAGACUCUCAGGUCAGUUUUCAUUCAAAUGUUGAUUCUCUACGACAAGUUCUGUCUGGUUUUCUUUGAUUUAGGAGAAUGUGUCAAAUAGCAUCACUGAAGAAGAAACAGCAGUAGGUAGAAUAAAACACCAGACUAAACAAGAGAACCCAAGUCCAUCCAGGUGUUCAUAUCUGGGAGAAGGUCAUGUUCUCUGUGUUCUUAGAAAGAAAACAUGAUUCAAUCACUGAACUGCAGGUUCAAAUGGACAAACAGUUACAGAAGUGGAGCUAUGGAUCAUU
Messenger RNA from Oryzias melastigma (Indian medaka), 1110 nucleotides. RefSeq names its product ribonuclease inhibitor-like. The transcript has 2 exons. Gene Ontology annotation, molecular function: protein binding. The coding region runs from base 162 to 920 and encodes 252 amino acids. Lineage: Eukaryota; Metazoa; Chordata; Actinopteri; Beloniformes; Adrianichthyidae. The record is from RefSeq and is a predicted model, not a curated record.